AUGCGGUUCUACCGCGAGGCGCACUUGGAGAGCUUGGGCAAUGCAGGCAUGGUGGGCAUGAAGGGCGCCUGGCUCUACGGAGACUACAUCAACGCCGUGCCCGGGGUGGAGGACCCGGUCGCCUGCGCCACCGCCUGCGAGAAUGACGAGAAGUGCUACCACUGGAACUUCCAGGUGCUCAGCAAGCGCUGCGACCUGAAGGCGCAGAACGGCGGGGUGAAUCAGGACAUCAGCGACUGGAUCACCGGCAACGCCAAGCGCAGCUUCGAGGCCAUCCUGCCCUGA
Effrenium voratum is the source of this 285-nucleotide messenger RNA. The record is from the annotation of a GenBank genome assembly. NCBI's taxonomy places the organism in Eukaryota, Dinophyceae, Suessiales, Symbiodiniaceae.